This is a messenger RNA of Symbiodinium natans, 699 nucleotides long. NCBI's taxonomy places the organism in Eukaryota, Dinophyceae, Suessiales, Symbiodiniaceae. The record is from the annotation of a GenBank genome assembly.
AUGAUUGAGAUGUAUCAGUGCAUACAUCUGGGUCUGAGUUUGCUUUUCGCAGCAUCGAAGACCUGGUUUUACCUCUUCCUGGGCAGCUGCGCUUGCAACUUGUUGAUGCUGGUUCUUGUGGGCUACUUGCUUUGGUACGCCAUCUUCCGGCCGCCCAGCACCAGCGUGUGCAUGCAGGACUACCAUGACAACCUCGCCAGGGCCAGGAGCAAUGUGUCCGGGGUGGUGGCCAUGCACUCCCUGCAGAACGCUUCACAGGCGAAGAUAGACUGCUUCUUGGCAAAGUACAAGCGAAUUACUUUUGACCUCGCGAACUAUUCCGACGACCCACUGGCCUACCAGUGGAAAAUGCAGAUUGGCUCCAAGGAGCAGAUGUCGGAAGUGUUCGCGGAGCGGCGUCAGAUGAUGUCCGCGGACAAUUUCGCUCAGCUCUAUGACCUCCUGUAUGCAGACGGCGUCUGGGCUUACCUGUACUCGCAGUACUACCCCAAGGACGUUCAGGAGGAGCUCAUGCAGGUGGACCUUCGGGAAACCUCCAUGAUGGUCACCAUGGUCAAGAUGCCAAAGUGCAUCGACGAGAUGGUGGACACCUACCGCUUUGAGAACUACGAGAAGUACUACUACUACGCCAGUAACGCGGCUGACACCGCCCGCAUGCACCAGACGUCAGAAGAAGAGUGCGACACAGUGCCGUCCUAG